CCCUCCUCUCCGACUUGUCUCCAAUUUUUCUUUUUCUGUCUCGGGAGGCGGUCGAUUCUUGGCCUUUAUGCUAUCUUUGGGAACAGGAGUAGUCUACCUACCUAAAUACCUAAAUCAUAGCGAUGCGAAGACAGCCGUGGUCGUCUAUGUAUCAUUUCAGAUCGCUCAUUUCUCCGAAUAAGUGAUUCGAAUUCAAUGUUGACUAGGAUGCAGAGGCUUAAACCCCUAGAAUGCGGAGAUUGUCCUCCCGUCGGUUAACUAAAGCUCUUGAGUUGACCUUCGAUGUGACUAUACCAGCCAGGGAUAUUCGCAAUGUAGUUAUGAUAUAAGUUGUAAUGUUGUAGCGAACGAUCUUUGGGGUCAUCUCCAGCUGCCUUCGCCUCGUGGUAUCUUACCAAAUACCCAAAGAGAACCCAAUGAAGAUGUCGCCACUUAUACUGUCUUGUCUUACAGCGUUCGUGACUGUUGCACUGGCCAUAUCGAAUAAUGGCAGCGUACCGCUGUAUAAGAAUUCGUCGGCCCCGGCCGAGGACCGAGUCGCUGACCUCUUAUCGCGGAUGAGUAUCGAAGAAAAGACGUCCCAACUUGUCCAAGGGGACCUGAGAAAUUGGCUCGAUACCAGUGAUGGCAGUGUAAACCACACGGGUCUUGAAUGGAGCAUGCAGUCACGAGCUGGAUCAUUCUACGUGGGUAUUGCCAUACCUUGGGAGAUGCUUAGCAAUGGCGUCAAAACCGGCCAAGACUAUUUGAUACAGAAUACGAGCCUAGGUAUACCAGCUUGGGUGCAAUCCGAAGGCAUACAUGGGUUUUUGAUCCCGAACGCCACUAUUUUCAACUCGCCCAUUGCUCAUGCUUGCUCCUUCAACCCAUCACUAGUAGAAAAGAUGACAAAGAUUAUUGCUCAGGAAGCUCGCGCUCUAGGUGUAAAUCAGAUAUUUGGACCUCUUGCUGAUUUGGCUCGCGAAUUGCGGUUUGGUCGUGUAGAGGAGACGUUCGGAGAAGACAGCUAUCUAACGGGCGAACUCGCUCACGCAUACGUCAAGGGCCUCCAGUCAGGAAAUGUCAGCGCUAUGGUUAAACAUUUUGCUGCCUUCGCGACACCUGAGCAAGGUAUUAACUGCGCACCCGUUCAUGGUGGAGAGCGUGAGCUACGCACCACUUAUCUUCCUUCCUUCAAACGAGCAAUCAUCGAUGGUGGCGCAUUUUCGAUCAUGUCAGCCUACCACAGUUACGAUGGAGUACCCGCAGUUGCCGACAAGCAUACCCUUACUGAUAUCUUAAGGGGCGAAUGGGGUUAUAAAUAUUUCGUGAUGAGCGAUGCGGGAGCCACGGACCGCCUGUGCAAAGAUUUCAAGAUGUGUAGAUCUGACCCCAUCGAUUCUAAAGCCGUAGUUAAUUAUGCACUUCCAGCUGGUAACGACGUUGAGAUGGGUGGUGGAUCCUUCAAUUUUGAGAAAAUCCCCGAAUUGGUUGAAUCGGGCAAGCUGCCCAUCGACAUAGUAGACGAAGCUGUCUCCAGACUAUUGCGCGCGAAAUUCGAGGCAGGGUUAUUUGAGAGCCCCUUUACUGGGGUAUCGGAGGCCGAACAAGCUAAAUACAUCAAUACACCCGAAGCCGUCGAACUUGCCAGACAACUAGACGCGGAAUCUAUCGUACUCCUUGAAAAUCACGAAAAUGUACUUCCCCUCAAAAAAGACGUAAACAUUGUCGUUAUCGGUCCAAUGGCUCAUGGCUUCGUAAAUUACGGUGAUUAUGUUCCCUUUAAAUCGCAGUACAGAGGCGUUACACCACUAGACGGUAUCAAAGCGGCGAGUAUCGGAAAAGUUACAUAUGCGAAAGGUUGCGAGCGCUGGUCGAAUGAUCAAUCUGGCUUUGCCGAAGCUGUCGCAGCAGCGGGAGACUCCGAUGUAGCGGUUGUGGUCGUAGGUACAUGGUCGCGGGAUCAAGAUGAACUCUGGGGUGGUCUCAAUGCUACGACGGGCGAGCAUGUCGAUGUCCACAAUUUGAACCUCGUUGGUGCUAUGCCGCAUCUGGUCAAAGCCAUUAUCGACACAGGGAAACCUACCGUCGUCGUCUUCAGCUCAGGAAAACCCAUUACCGAACCUUGGAUUUCAGAUGCUGCGUCGGCUCUUGUGCAGCAGUUCUACCCUUCUGAGCAAGGGGGUUAUGCUUUAGCAGAUAUUCUUUUCGGUGAUGUUAACCCAUCCGGGAAGCUAUCUGUUUCAUUCCCCUACGAUAUUGGGACCACGCCGAUUUACUAUGACUAUUUGAAUUCGGCACGGGCUUACCCCGAUCCAGGUGUUAUUAACGCCGACGGAUCUAUGCAAUUUGGCCACAACUACGUGUUACAGAGCCCUCUGCCACUCUAUGAGUUCGGUUACGGCAAAUCUUACAGCACUUUCACAUACUCCAAAGUGAAGCUCUCUCGAUCCACCGCGUCUCCAACCGACACAAUAACGGUCUCAGUCGACAUCACCAAUGACUCGACACGCGACGGCGCUGAAGUAGUUCAACUUUACGUCCAAGAUGUAGUAGCUAGCGUUGUGGUGCCUAACAAACAGCUACGGGGCUUUUCUAAAGUCUUCAUAAAGGCUGGCGCUACCGAGACUGUAAGCAUCGAUAUCAAUGUCGCUGACCUAGGACUCUGGGAUAUAAAUAUGAAGUACGUUGUUGAGCCUGGCGAGUUUAUCAUUCAUGUUGGUAGCUCAAGUAAGGAUAUUAGGAACAAUGCUACGCUCACUGUUGCUUCUUAGACAGACACAAAGAC
Hypoxylon trugodes is the source of this 2767-nucleotide messenger RNA. RefSeq names its product glycoside hydrolase family 3 protein. The record is from RefSeq and is a predicted model, not a curated record. Bases 417 to 2753 code for a protein of 778 amino acids. Gene Ontology annotation, biological process: glucan catabolic process. The transcript is spliced from 7 exons. NCBI's taxonomy places the organism in Eukaryota, Fungi, Ascomycota, Sordariomycetes, Xylariales, Hypoxylaceae. Gene Ontology annotation, molecular function: beta-glucosidase activity.